CCCUUAACAUUUCCCACCUCUUCCUCCGCUCCCAUCACUUCCUCUCCUAGCUCCGACGAUCGCCGGAGACCACCACUAGUAAGCUUCGAGGCCGAGAUGAAUAGUGCGGCGGAGACAGAGACCGAGGGAGGCGGCGGCGCCGCGGCCGUGGAGCCGCAGGUGGUGGUGGUGGAGCGCGUGGUGACGGUGGAGUACCUGGAGCCGUCCAUGUCGCGGGGCCUGCUCGGCAUGUUCCCGGACUCCUCCGCCUUCGACUUCGACUACUCCCAGAGCGGCAUCUGGUCCCCGCUGAACAAGGUGCCCCGCGCGUCGUCGUCGCCGCCGCCGCCGCCGCGCUCCGGCGGAGGCGGGGCCGAGGGCUCGAGGGACUUUCUCAUCGCCAACCCGAAGCGCAGGGCGAGGGCCGCCAUCGGGGGCAGGUCGUCGAGGUCGCGGCGGCGGCGGCUGAGGCUGCGGCGGGAGGACGGCUCAUUCCUGAACCUCCACGAGACGGGCUGCGCGAGGCUGGACUUCUCGCCGCCGCCACCAUCGUCGCCUCUCCCGGCCAAGGAGGAAGGGUGGAGGCGGGUGCUCAAGGCGGCGAUCAGGAAGUUCAAAUCGCGGCAGCGCCGAUCCCGGCCGGCUCCCCUGCUCCAGAUGAUGCUGCCAACGCUAUGAUCGAUCGAUCGACCGAGCAAUCGAUCUCGUGGUUCGCUCGUUCAGUUCGAUGUUGCAUGAAUCAAUCACCACGCGUUCUUUCAGUCGGAUUUGAAUCGCCGGCCGCCCGCGACACGCCCCUUCUUCGUGUAGUAUAAUUUAGAAGUUACUGAAUUUAUCCGUAUACCACAUGUAAUUUGUAAGUUGUGCUUUGUAACGACGCUCUCGCUACAGAUUCAAAUUUGAAUAUAUAAAUUCAAUCGACUUUUUAGGCGAAA
Messenger RNA from Oryza sativa Japonica Group (Japanese rice), 914 nucleotides. RefSeq lists its product as uncharacterized. NCBI's taxonomy places the organism in Eukaryota, Viridiplantae, Streptophyta, Magnoliopsida, Poales, Poaceae. The record is from RefSeq and is a predicted model, not a curated record.